Messenger RNA from Thlaspi arvense, 1788 nucleotides. Lineage: Eukaryota; Viridiplantae; Streptophyta; Magnoliopsida; Brassicales; Brassicaceae. The record is from the annotation of a GenBank genome assembly.
AUGGUGGAACAAGCUGUGGUUAGAGAACACAUCAAAGCGAGAGUCAUGUCGUUAGUGAGGUCGGCAGAGCCAUCCUCUGCAGCGUAUAGGAACCCGAAGCUUUACACCUUGAACGAGAAUGGUUACAACAAUGGUGGCACUUCUGCCGAAAUCUUUGAUCCAGACAGGUCCAAGAACACUUGUCUGACCGAUGAUUCUUACCCGAGCCAGAGUUACGAGAAGUACUUUCUCGACUCGCCAACAGACGAGUUUGUACAGCAGCCUAUUGCCUCGGGCGCCUCCGUUAGCUCAUUGGGAUCCUUGGACUCGUUUCCUUAUCAGUCAAGACCGGUUCUUGGCUGCUCCAUGGAGUUUCAGCUGCCGUUUGAUUCAACCUCUACUUCAUCCACGAGGCUGUUCGGAGGUUACCAAGCGGGGACUCAAAGUCCGAGCAUGGAUGUGGUUGAGGCGUUUGAUAACGAGCAAAUGAGAUCAAAGAUCCAAGAGCUUGAAAGAGCGCUUCUAGGCGACGAAGAUGAUCAAAUGACCGGAAUGGAUCAACUGAUGGAGAUCGACAACGAAUGGUCUUACCAAAACGAAAGAGAGCAGCAUCAGGACUCGCCUAAAGAAUCGUCAUCCGCAGAUUCCAACUCUCACGUAAGUAGCAAAGAAGUGGUUUCGCAAAGCACUCCGAAGCAAAUCUUGAUAUCUUGCGCUCGUGCGCUAUCCGAAGGAAAGGCAGAGGAAGCUUUGUCGAUGGUAAACGAGCUGAGGCAGAUCGUUUCGAUCCAAGGAGACCCUUCUCAGAGAAUCGCAGCUUACAUGGUGGAAGGUCUAGCUGCAAGAAUGGCUGCUUCAGGGAAGUUUCUCUACAGGGCGUUGAAAUGCAAAGAGCCUCCUUCGGAUGAGAGGCUAGCAGCAAUGCAGGUUCUCUUUGAGGUGUGCCCUUGUUUCAAGUUCGGGUUUUUAGCAGCUAACGGUGCAAUCAUCGAAGCAAUCAGAGGUGUAGAGGAAGUUCACAUAAUCGAUUUCGAUAUAAACCAAGGGAACCAGUACAUGACACUGAUACGAACCGUUGCUGAGCUACCUGGUAAGCGACCUCGCCUGAGGUUAACCGGAAUUGAUGACCCUGAAUCUGUACAACGCUCGAUCGGAGGGUUAAGAAUCAUCGGUUUAAGACUCGAGCAGCUCGCGGAGGAUCAUGGAGUAUCUUUCAAAUUCAAAGCAGUGCCUUCAAAGACUUCCAUCGUCUCUCCAUCCACACUCGGUUGCAAACCGGGAGAAACCUUGAUUGUGAACUUUGCGUUCCAGCUUCACCACAUGCCUGACGAGAGCGUCACAACGGUAAACCAGCGCGACGAGCUGCUCCACAUGGUGAAAAGCUUGAACCCGAAGCUCGUCACAGUCGUUGAACAAGACGUGAACACAAACACUUCCCCGUUCUUCUCAAGAUUCAUCGAGGCUUACGAGUACUACUCGGCGGUUUUCGAGUCUCUAGACAUGACACUUCCUAGGGAAAGCCAAGAGAGGAUGAAUGUGGAAAGACAGUGUCUUGCUAGAGACAUUGUCAACAUUGUUGCUUGCGAAGGAGAAGAACGGAUUGAGAGAUACGAGGUCGCUGGGAAAUGGAGAGCGAGGAUGACGAUGGCUGGAUUCAGUCCAAGACCAAUGAGCUCGAGAGUGACAAGCAAUAUACAGAAUCUCAUAAAGCAGCAGUAUUGUAAUAAGUACAAGCUUAAAGAGGAAAUGGGUGAGCUCCAUUUUUGCUGGGAGGAGAAAAGCUUAAUCGUUGCUUCAGCUUGGAGGUAA